CUCUGGUCAACGGCGGUGCAAUACCUGUCGCAGUUCCUGCUGAAUCGGCUGCAGUUCAGCGUUCGCAAUGUGCACAUCGUUUUCAGGGGUCGUCAGGGUGGCAUGGACUUCGCUGCUGGCGUGGCGCUGGACAGCCUGAGCACGGUUCCGGAGCCCAAACCGCCCAAAUCGGUGCUAGCACGAUUGUACGGCGCAACGCUGGGACGACAAGCGCAUGCAAAGCUUGCGGCACACAUCUCGGUACGGGGCCUCAGUGUCUACUGGCGCGCGCCUCGAUCCGGCACUUCACGCCAAGCCUCGCAACCCCACCCCCAUCAAGUGUCCGUCUCACUAGCUCAACUGCAACCGGAGGACUACCUGGUCCGCCCUCUAGACACGCUCCUUCGCAUCAGUGUGGUCGCUGGUGGCGUGGCGGUAGCACACGCAGGGGCCCUGCAGCAGCAGCAUCAGCAGCAUGGGGCGCCAUCUGGUGCCUUACCUGCUAGCGGCGGAGACGCUGGCGGCAGCGGCGGUGGCCACCACCGCCUCCGCCCGUCCCACCACCACCGUCAUCAUCACAACCAGCAGCAACAGCAGCAGCCUGUAAGCGGCGUCGGAGCCACUGGUGCAGCAGCAGCCGCCGCGGCGGCGGCGGUGUCCUCGGCAGGCACGCAUGUGGAAGUCAUUGCGGGUACGGAAGCCGUGCAGAUCCAGAUCCGACCGGAGCAGCUGCAAAGCAUGGUUCAGUUGGCAGAUGAUCUAGCGGUUUGGACCAAACGCAACCGCUACGGCAGGUUCCGGCCGCCAGGGUGGUGUACGAUAGCGCAGCGGCUGCAACGAGCGCGUGAGCAUUCCGUCGCCGCCUCCGUCGCCUCGACGACGGCGGCGGCCACGGGAUCGGUCACAGUGGGCGGUAGCGCUGUCCAUGGCAUGGGGCCAAAUGGGAUGCCCGCGCUUCACCGCUCGUCUUCCGAUCCCGGCCGGCUCCAUAAGGGUGCAAGUGGGCUGGGGGCAUCGCAGCAAGGAGCGCAUGAGGAGAACGCGGGGAGGCGGGGGCAUCGGCAUGCCUCAACGCUGUUCACUGGGUCUCCGGAGGAGUGUUACGGGCAGCUCGUGGACCCCUCAUCAUCUUCGCUAGAUAACCAGAGUGGCGGGACAGCAGCUCCUGCCGACGAGGAGGCGGGUGGUACCGCACGGCGAUCGAGCAGCAGCGGCGGCAACAGCGAUAGCGACGGGCAACGGCGAGUCUACGACAGUACUCUUGCCACUACCACCGCUGCUGCAGCAGCGAGCGACGCUACCGCUACCGCUACCAGAUCAGCGCCCGGUAAAUGGACCCUCGUCUGGCGUUACGCCGUACGAGCCGUACUGCACGACAUUCGCGAACGCCGUGGCACGCAUUCCCUACGAGACUAUCUACGCUACAAGCGCCAAUACACGCGCCUGCACCGUCGAAAGCUGGAACACCUGCGACAGUCGGAAUCCGCAAGCGGCGCUCGCGGCGCUUCUAUCUGUCCCGUUACCGCCGCCGCCACAGCCGCCGCUGGCGCCAUUUCCUCCGCCCCGCCGCUGAGUGAUGCCGAACAGGUGGAACUUCAACGUCUGGAAGCCGAUCUGGCCGUUUCCGACAUCCUCACAUUCCGGCAGUUGACGGAGCGGGCGUUAGAGGAGGAGCACGAGCGGGAACGGGAGCGCGGGCGUGCGGCGCAGGGCGACAGCAGCGCGCCGACGGAGCACCGCAGCUGGCUGGCGUGGGGACUGUCGGGCGUGUCAGGGUUCUUUUUGUACGGCGGCGGAGCCAAGGCGGCGGCGCCGCAGGUGCCGCCUGCACUGCUAACGGAGGCGGAGCUAGCGGAGCUGUAUCAGUUGCUGCAGGGCACGUCGUUGCAAGCGGUGGUGGCGGCGGGAGCACCGCAGGAGAUGUCGCUUGCAGGAGGGCACCAUCCGCAUCACCAUCACCAUCAUCACCAGCACCACCAGCAGCAGCAGUUGCUGCAACACCGCGGCAGUGUAUCGGGCGCCGCCGGGUCUGCUUCCGCUGCGCCCGCUACAACAGGCAUGCCGCUACUGGUGCAACUGCGCUUUCUGCAUGUGACUUUGGACGUCAAGGGGCCAAGCGGCAGCGGGAUGCCCAACAGCAAGGUCGGAGGCAGUUGGGGAGGUGCUGCUACUGCUGGCGCGGCGCCAGCACCGCCGGCGCCAGCAGCCGCACCAACGCUGUUAUCCUUGGGUCUGGGCUCGGUUGCCGUGGCUGUGGAGUCAGACGGCACGCACGCUGCCGUACAGUCGUCCAUCGGCACGAUCCAUAUGUACGACAUGUGCACCGACCCAGGGGUCGCGGAGUGCAUUCUCAUGCAGGCGGAGCUAGAUCCCGAUUACAGCGGUGCACAUGCAGCCGGCGUGGGUUCUGCGGCGAAUGGCGGUGCUGCAGCAGCAGCAGCUAGCGGUGUGGCGGGUGGCAGCAGCUCGCCUGGCGCUGACGCGUCGAUUCGGCAUCGCCGGCGAACGACCCAUGGGUCAUGGGCUUCCCUGAGCCAGCUGCUCGCGGUCACGUCCCGGUCCUCAGGUCUGCACGCCUCCAUGAGCACAGACAGCCUGGAUGCGGAUGUUGGGCACUGGGCCAUGGGAGCUUCACAAACACAUGCCGUACAGUCGAUGGCGGCAGGGGAAGCAUGGCACUGCGGGUCACCCGUGGUGGUUCUGAGCAAGGCGGCUGCAGGAUGUGAUGCUGACGGUGAAAGCGGCCUGUUGGACGUGCACGUUAGGCCGCUACGGCUGUUAUACCGCCCGCAGUGUUUCGCUGCGGUUGCCGCCGCGAUGGCUGUGGAUUCGACAGCAUCCCUGGAGCAUCACACGAUGCAUGCGGUCGCGGCGUUUGCAUGCCGUGAUGCACGGUUGCUGGCGCGGCUACAGCACUUGGGUUGUACGGCGCCUUCUCAGCGCUUGCGGAUUCAGGUUGAGGGGUUGGAGGUGGUCAUGCCGGCCGAAGGCGGCCAGGAGCAACCCACAGGGACGGCGGCAGCGGCGGCGUCUAGCAGCCGCAUGGGGAGCGCAGGAAGCGCCAGCAACACCAGGCCAGCAGUUACACCCGGCCAUUUGACAAUUGCCUUGUACGACGUUCAACUGUCAUCCCUCGCGGAGCCGUCGCCUAGCACGACGCCGGCAUCAUUGUCGCCGCCACUGUCGCCGCCGCUUGCUGUACGGCAUAGUGAGGUUCCUCCGCCAGCGGCGGCGGCAGCGGCUUCAGCGGCGGCAGCAGCAGACGUUUUGGCAGCUCCCUCAAUCUCAAUCGGCAUCCUACGCCGCCUGGAGCAUCUGCUACAGCGGCGAUUACAUCCCAGUAGUACGGCAGCGGAUCUGGCGGCUGUAGCGGCGGAGGCCUCGACGGCAAGCGCCGCCGCCGCUGCCGCCGCCGCAGUAGCCGAGGGCGCACCGGGCUCUCCUGCCACCGCCAUCACCACCAUUACCACCACCACUACCAUGUCCUCCUCCUCUACACUCUCCCUCGGCAUGCCUUGCUCAGUUGAUGGCAUUGAGCGGUUGGUGCUGUACGAUCACAUGCGGUUUGCGGUUGGUGCCGUGCACGUGUCGUACCAGUUGCCUGCCGUACAGUCUACCGCGUCUCAGCAUACGGCUGCUGCCGCUGCUACUGCCGCGGCGACGGCGCCAGGCUACACUUCCUAUGGCGCCCCAGGUAGCCAGGGCCGGCAGCCGACGACUUACCAGCGGGCAGCAGCAGCACCCGUGUCCGAGCGGGGUUGGCACUCGCAGUCGGGAUGCAGCCAGGACCAGCCAAAGGGGGGCUGCAAGCUGCUGCUACCACCCUCCUUGCGCCUGCAUGGCGUGCUCAGUCGCAGUCGGCUGCCGCAGGAUGCCGACGUGCCGGCCACGGCGAUUAGGUUGGGGCUCAGCGGCUUGUCGUGCCGGCUGCACUCGUCCCAGGUUGCUGACAUCCAACAGCUCAUCAGCGCGCUGUCACCAUCAUCCGCACCGGCCGCCCAAGCUCCUCUAAGCAACGGCUCCCCAGUCGGCGCCGCCGCGACCGCCUCGCCUGCCACCACGCCCUCCAUGCCGCCUCCCAUGCCGUUCCGUAUCUCUAUGGAUUCCCCAUCCAACGGCAUCUCCCCGGCAGGGGCCCAUGCAGGUCCCGGCACACAUCAGCGCAGCGCUGCAGCCUCGGCGCCGCCGACGCCGUCGAAUGCGACGGCGGCGGCAGCGGCAGCCGGGGCGGCGGCGCCUCCGGCAAGCGCCAGCACUGGCUUGCGUCGUGGCUUCAGCCUAAGCCUUAGCCGGGCGGCUCGACGAGCCAGCUGUGGAGGUGGAGGUGCGGCAACAGGCGGCGAGGGCAGCGGCGCAGCUGGUGUCUCUGCUGCUCCCGUUGAAAGGACGCGGUCCGGGACGUUGAUGGCAGCAGCCGGCUUAUCGAAUGAGGCCGCCGCCGGCAACGCUGAUGACGACGGAGUCCAAUCGGCGGCUCCGGUGCUAUCCGCGCCGCCGCCGCCGCCGCCGCGCUCCCGCUUCUUCUUGUUGAGCCAGACCUCAGCGCCGGCAGGAGGAAGCAGCGCCUUUGCCCGAGUGCAGGAACGUGAUGAAGACGCUGGCGAGCGCGACAAUGCACAGCCGCAGCAGCAGGAGCAACAGCAGGAUGAGCAACGCAACGUGGCAGGGGCACCACCGGCUGCCGCUGAGGCUUCAAGCCUGCUGCGACUGCCGCUGCUCCCGCAGACCACAGGCGUGCAGCUUUUCGUGGAGCCGUUUGAGAUUACCUACGUCCUCGAUCACACGGAAGACGGUGGUGCGCUGGCUACCGACGGCUGCGGCGGUGCCGCCGAAGCCUGCAUGGGCGAGACAGCUGCCACCAACAGCGAACGGAGUGGCCGCGGCGGUGGUGGUUGUCGUACCAUUUGCAUCCGUACUGCGCACCGGGCUGACCUAACCCUAUCCACCUGCUCUGACGGCUCUGCAACCCAACGCAUGCAGCUGUCGGUGAGCCUCCGGGGCUUGAGUGUGCAGACCGGUGACGCCUGCGACGGUAGCACAGGUGGCGGCAGCGGAGGAGGAGCCAGCUUCCUGCUUGCCUUACCGCACAUCGUCUCAGCCACGUCGAUUACGGCUAGCCUUGCGAAGACGCACACGGGCAGUGUCAGCGUUUGCGGCGCUGUGUCCGGCUUGCGGCUGCUGGGACCCGUCAGUCAUCCAGGCCACUUUGUGCUGUCGAAUGGAGCGGACCGGGAUGAGGCGGGCGUUGCGGUUCGGUACUGGUCUGCAGGCGCUGAACCGCCGCCGGAUCCUGCGACGGCGGCGGCGGAAGCGGCGGCGUAUGUGGCGGCAGGCUGGUGGCAGCGUGCCGCGCACCCGCAGAGUCGUCAGGGCUACCAGCGCCGCGGCGGUGACGGCGGUGCAGACGUGACGGCGGCGGCUGCAGGUGACCGAGUAGCUGCAGCAGGAGAAGCUGCGGCAGCAGCAUUUAAGGCCGCAGGUGGAAGCAGCGGUAGCGGUAGCGGUGGCUUGGAGCUGCGCGUCUCUGAUGUCGCCUUGGGGAUGGGGCUGCUGGUUUCCCUGGCAGGAGGAGGCGGCUCGGGUGGCGCAGACGAGCGAGCCGAAAAGCAGCCCCGGCCACGGUCACAGUCACAGUCACAAAGCCAGCGGCCCAGGGAAAGCGAUCCGGCUGCUCCUGACGGUGCUAGGCAGACUGGACUGCCUUCACCCGCCAGUGCUAGCAGCUCAGGAAGCGGAGGAGGAGCCGAAGCAGCGCAUUCAGAACCAGCAGCAGCAGCAACAGCUGCCGAUACGCCAGCGACGCCGCCGCCGCUGCAGCUUUCCGUAGCGCUACACAACUGCGCCAUACUGGCUGUGGCUCCCAGCCGCACACCCUUCGCCACGGCGUCGGGUGCGGGACACCUAGCCUGCCAUGCAUUGCUUAGCCUGGAGCACCUCAGCCUUAACUCUGAACAGCAAGGCGCGCAUGAUGACGGAAAGCGCCAACAGCAGCCGCAGCACAUGCAGCGAACAUCGCCACGAGGGGUCAACAGGAGCAGCAUCCAUGCUAAUGGUGCUGAUGGUGCUGCUGCUCCUACUGCUGCCGAGGGUGAUGCGGCUGCUGAGGAGGAGGAGGUCGCUGAAGUGCUCCGCAGCGUCGUUCCUGCUGCGCCUGGCUACGCUGGAGUCCUGCGGGGCUUGUUGCUCUACAUGGCGGAUAACCCCGACUCCGCCUACCUCUCACCUGUGCUGCUGCUGCCUGAGCUUCGCGCACGAUACAGUCCAGCGGCUGCUGCAGGCGCGGGCCGAGGCACAGCGCGGACGUCAGUGGUUGGGAGCGAGAAGGAUGCGGGCGUUGGGCUGGGAUUGGGCGGUGCAGAGGAGGCGUCGGUAGACGACGUGGACGGUGCGGCAGGUACGGCUGAGCCGCAGCAACAGCGGCAGCGGCAGCAGGCCAUGUCAUUAUCGGUGGAGCUGGCGCGUUUGGAGGCGUGCCUGCAGCCCCAGCAAGCAGGGGUGAUCUGCGCGCUUCUGUCAGACCUGUCUCCGGACCAGUCACGGGAAGCAACGCCACCGCUGCAGCAGCCACUGCAGCAACAGCCUAGGGGCGGAUACGCAUCGCCGCUUCCGUCGCCAGUUCACAUGUCAGGUGUCGCGGGGCCUUCGAACGGCGCUGCCAUGCAUGGUGUCCCGGUCGACGGCCGUGAAGACGACGACGAGGGCGUUCGCAGCACCAGCGACGACGAGGAGGCCGGGAUCUUCGGUCUGCCACGCCUAUCGGUCUCCGUCGACUUGGGUUUGCUAACGGCUUUGCUAGGGAGCGACACGUUGAGCGAAGAGGCGACGGCGCUGUACUGGCGUGACGUAAGCCUGUCGUACGAUUACGCCCGCCGCGACGUCACAUGUGGUUUAUCAUGGCAGGAGUUGACGCUGGCAAGCGUGGGCGCAAGGCUGGAUCCAGGCCAGCUUGCUGGGCAGGUCAAAAACGGCCGUCAGCCGCCAGCGGAAGGGCUGGCUACUGCGAC
Astrephomene gubernaculifera is the source of this 6983-nucleotide messenger RNA. The record is from the annotation of a GenBank genome assembly. NCBI's taxonomy places the organism in Eukaryota, Viridiplantae, Chlorophyta, Chlorophyceae, Chlamydomonadales, Astrephomenaceae.